UAAGCGUGCUUUGCUAUUGGUUGGGUUUAACGUCUGUCACGCACGCAUUACCUCCUGUAUAACGGCGCAGGAAGGUAUAAUUCUCAUCUGCGCUUGUUUAUAAAAGCCUAAAAGAAGAAAAGACGGAUCACAACAUCUACUGAGAUCGUAGCAGUAGCAUUGUCGAAGAUGAUCCACAGUUUGUUCCUGGUGAACUCCACGGGAGACAUCUUCCUGGAGAAGCACUGGAAGAGCGUGGUGAGCCGCUCGGUGUGCGAUUACUUCUUCGAGGCGCAGGAGCGAGCCAGCGAGCCGGAGAACGUUCCGCCGGUGAUCCCGACGCCGCACCACUACCUCAUCAACGUGCUCCGGCAUCGCAUCUACUUCGUAGCUGUGAUCCAGAGCGAGGUUCCUCCUCUGUUCGUCAUCGAGUUCCUGCAUCGUGUCGUCGAUACGUUUCAGGACUAUUUUGGCGUGUGCUCCGAGGCGGCCAUUAAAGACAACGUGGUGGUGGUGUACGAGCUGCUGGAGGAGAUGCUGGAUAACGGGUUCCCCCUGGCCACAGAAUCCAACAUAUUGAAAGAGCUGAUUAAACCUCCGACCAUCCUGCGCACCGUCGUCAACACCAUCACAGGAAGCACUAAUGUCGGGGAGCAGCUCCCUACGGGUCAGCUCUCUGUGGUGCCGUGGAGACGCACCGGAGUCAAAUACACCAACAACGAGGCUUACUUCGACGUGGUGGAAGAGAUCGACGCCAUCAUCGACAAGUCAGGUUCUACAAUCACAGCAGAGAUCCAGGGUGUGAUUGAUGCGUGUGUGAAGCUGACAGGGAUGCCAGAUCUCACCCUGUCCUUUAUGAAUCCCCGGCUGUUGGACGACGUGAGUUUCCACCCGUGUGUCCGCUUUAAACGUUGGGAAGCCGAGCGAAUUCUGUCCUUCAUCCCUCCAGACGGAAACUUCCGGCUGCUCUCCUACCACGUCAGCUCUCAGAAUCUGGUGGCCAUCCCAGUCUAUGUUAAACACAACAUCUCGUUCCGUGAGGGCAGCUCUCAGGGCCGCUUCGACCUCACUCUCGGCCCCAAACAGACCAUGGGGAAGGUCGUGGAGUCGGUCCUGGUGAGCAGUCAGCUCCCACGCAGCGUCCUGAACGCCAGCCUCAACCCUUCACAGGGCACCUACACCUUCGACCCCGUCACCAAGCUCCUGACGUGGGACGUCGGGAAGAUCAACCCUCAGAAGCUGCCGAGUCUGAAGGGCACCAUGUGUCUGCAGACCGGAGCCUCCAAACCAGACGAGAAUCCGACCAUCAACAUCCAGCUGAAGAUCCAGCAGAUGGCCAUCUCAGGUCUGAAGGUAAAUCGGUUGGACAUGUACGGCGAGAAAUACAAACCGUUCAAAGGCAUCAAGUACAUGACCAAGGCGGGGAAAUUCCAGGUGCGGACCUAAAGGCCAGACCUCCUCUCCCGCUUCCAGCCGUCUCCAGCGACAGCAGGACAUCACGGCGUGGACUGGGGCUUGGAAACGGAGGAUACGUGUACGGGGGUUGAUUUAAGCGGGAACAAAUUUUUCAAGAUUUAAAGGAAUACUUUGGUGGAAAAUGCUGAUAACGCUAUACAUGAUCGCUGGGGUUAAACAUCAUCCCUGUACACAAUAGCAACGUUAGCAUUCCUCAGGUAAAAGUAUUCCUUUAAACGUAGCCACUGUUCGCUAGUGCGGAUGAAGGAAACACGGCGGUCGUGUGUAUCGAGUCUGAAGUCCACACUAGAGGUCUUCUCGGGUCUAAAGAAACGUACCCGACCCGAAGUGACCCGAAUCACUUUUUACCCGAACCCGACGUGCAUGAUUUAUUUAUUUUAAGAAAGACCCGACCCGAGUCAAACCCGAAAAAUUUAGACCCGAGUCCGACCCGACGGCAAUUUUUUUUAACCCGACUGGACCGAAUGUUGCGUAACUCUACACUAAAGUAACCGCUACAGAGUGGAUUCAAAAUUGAUUGACAGGUCUGUUUCAACGUAAAUUAGUUUACCGCCAGCCACACGUCGCCAGCCACAUGUCGCAAGCGGUCUUGGCAAACAGAGGAGAGGUUGGAAAAGGACUCGAGUCGAGGCACACACACGAGAUACAGUAGUUCGGGUCUUCUCGGGUCCGUUCGGUAAAAACACAUUCAUUUUAAAUUACCCGAGACCCGACACCGCUAUUAUUAUACCCGACCCGUGUCCGAGGUACACGUGAAACUUUUAGACUCAAACCCGCUCGGGUCGGAUCUCGGGUUUUCGGAUCUAAGCGGACCCGUGAUGACCUCUAGAUCCACAACCGAUCUUCCUUGCACUCGUAUCUUUAAUAAUUACAACCCAAGAAACAAAUUUGCUCCGUCCACAGACCUGAUACCUGUCACGCGUCACGUUGUAAGACGUCCUGCUUCUCUCUUAUUGUGUCUUAUUGUGUCUUUUUUCUCAUUGACUCGAAACUGGUUUGUCGUGAAAUUUUAUUUUAUUUUAUUUUAUUUAUUUAAAGCUUUAAUUAUCAGGUGAAAACACGGUAGCCGUACACCGGAUUCCCGACACGACAAUCUACAAUAACAGGGAAAAAAAAGCACUUCAAACCUUUCCAGUUGCCCGAUGUCUCGAGUACGCCGUCGUGACCCCGCCCUCGUAUCGAUCGUGCACUUAGUUCUCCAUUUGACUAAUGGCUUCACUGCUGAGACACUACCGUUACCGAUCCCACAUCGGUGCUCUAUCUCCAACCACAUUAUCCCUUAACCUGUAUACAGUUCACAAGCACAUCAUCUGUUACACACACACACACACACACGCACACACACAGACCUUCUGUAACCACUAUUUCACUGUACGGUGAACGUCUGACUUCACCGAAGCAACAAGGACCAAUUAAAUCCCAUCGCUGGAUGUUUUCUGUUUGCUGUGUCUGUGAUUUUGCGGUGGUGUCGAAUAAAAAAAAUGUCUGAACAUCAAAAAA
This is a messenger RNA of Tachysurus fulvidraco (yellow catfish), 2955 nucleotides long. It is a transcript of the gene ap3m2, whose product is annotated as adaptor related protein complex 3 subunit mu 2. Gene Ontology annotation, biological process: intracellular protein transport; endocytosis. The transcript has 9 exons. Gene Ontology annotation, cellular component: cytoplasmic vesicle; clathrin adaptor complex. Bases 169 to 1425 code for a protein of 418 amino acids. NCBI's taxonomy places the organism in Eukaryota, Metazoa, Chordata, Actinopteri, Siluriformes, Bagridae. The record is from RefSeq and is a predicted model, not a curated record.